Messenger RNA from Gymnodraco acuticeps, 1962 nucleotides. RefSeq lists its product as uncharacterized. The coding region runs from base 164 to 1384 and encodes 406 amino acids. The transcript has 7 exons. NCBI's taxonomy places the organism in Eukaryota, Metazoa, Chordata, Actinopteri, Perciformes, Bathydraconidae. The record is from RefSeq and is a predicted model, not a curated record.
GAAAUAAGUAGUGUGGCGGUAGAACCCACGAAGUGUAUUUGGCCUGUUAUCAUCUGUCUUCAAAUACUAUUUAUUAAAGCCUAAUAACUACAAGCCUGUCUCCGACUCAUCUUGGGAACGCUACAAGAAGAAGAACAUAAAACCACAUUCAUCCCAUUUCAUAAUGAAGUCGUUUGUCAUAGUUCUCUUUGUCGUUUAUCGACUUUAUUUAUGUGAAUCACAAGGGAUCAGUGCUGGGACUGUGUUUGUGCUGAAGGGAGAGGAUUUGCAUCUGAAUGUCACCAAAGCUGUUGUUCUUGGGAAAUUAGAUUUUUUUUCCUGGCAAUAUAAUGAAAGUAACAUAGUGAGAUUCAAUUCUACGGACAAAAAAGUCUAUGAUAAUCACACUGGAAGGCUCGAGUUUCCUGGGAACAAUUACUCUGUGAUCUUGAAGAAUCUCCAAGAGGCAGACAGUGGAGAAUAUACUGCUGUAGUGACAAAGCUUUCAGGAGGCGAAACAGAAGCAGCUAAAUACAAGAUCAAAGUUCAAGAUCGAGCGUCUCUCCCUCUCCUCACAGUGAGCUCUGUCUCCAGAAACUCUUCCUCCUGUAGCUUCACUGUGACCUGCAGCUCACAGGACUCUCACAUCAACAGCACUUUCACAUGUGACAACCAAACCUGCAGUCAGGAGGGAGGAGAGCGGUCAGAGGGGAUCCCUGAUACUUUUCUCCAGGUCCACCAAUCAAGAGGAUCGAUCAUAUGUAACCAUAGCAACCAUGUCAGCUGGACCAACACAACCAAAAUAAUCAAAGAUGUCUGCUACCAGCAUGUUGAUCGAGCGUCUCUCCCUCUCCUCACAGUGAGCUCUGUCUCUGAUAGCUCUUCCUCCUGUAGCUUCACUGUGACCUGCAGCUCACAGGACUCUCACAUCAACAGCACUUUCACAUGUGACAACCAAACCUGCAGUCAGGAGGGAGGAGAGCGGUCAGAGGGGAUCCCUGAUACUUUUCUCCAGGUCCACCAAUUAAGUGGAUCGAUCAUAUGUAACCAUAGCAACCAUGUCAGCUGGACCAACACAACCAAAAUAAUCAAAGAUGUCUGCUACCAGCAUGUUGAUCCUCAAGCAACAACCAUUCUUCUCAUCACUUUGGGAGUAUGCUUUGCAAUUCUCGCCAUCAUUGGUGUACUUUGGUAUCUUCUAAAGAGAAGAACAAGCAAAGGAGCGAGUAUCGAAAAUCCAGUUAAUGAUUCUGCUCAGAGAGAGGUAAGAGACAAGGUCCUGCUACUCACAUUGCCGGUUCAACAAGACCUCCAACCCAUACGACCAAAUAAUACGACCGAUAAUCCCGUUUUAAAUGUAUCGACCUCUAGUGCUCCCGUUGACUGCAAACGCUCCGGUGGGUAGUACAUUCUCAAAUAACCCUCUGGAAAAUCCUAAAUUGUAGGAUAGUUUGGCCAUUAAAUGCUUUUUGAUUAGAUUUCUAGCGAGAAGUGUAUAUUAUGAAGAUGAUUUGAGGUCUCGCCAGGAGAACAUUUAUAUUGGCGGCAGCGUCCAUGUAAAGUUAGCGUCAACCCUCACGGGGUGAAAACAGUAUUUCCGGUCUCGAAGUUUUCAUAAUAAAACCGUAUUCCCCUGACUGUCAAAUGAUUUUACAGUUAUAUCUGUAGUACUCAUCCACUAAAAACAUCAGUGACAUUGAUUGGUUUAAAUGGUGUACAAUGAGGUUUUGAUAAAACAUCGAACUACCCAUAAUCUUCAGCUGUCGUUGAAGCUCGGUGAUGUUUUAGCCGCAAUGCACGUUGGGAUAUGGUGUUUAUACGAUAUGAAAUCCGAAAACAUUUAAAAGAAAAUAAUACUUUAUUCCACGUGUGCUUGCUUUUCUCUUUGGAAGUCAUCACAUAACGGCAUUUUGAUACACGGUUCGGCUGCAUUCAAUAUUACACAUCUGCUGUAGUUCUUUAUUUAUAGAGCCCUGAUGAGAA